AAAUCAGAGGCCAAGUUUAUCAUAAAAUAGGCUCAUUGCUGCCAAUGCCAAACGAACCACAUAAAUUUUUACAAAUCUACUUUAUGGGCGGCGAGGACUCCGGAAGCGCACUAGCCAAUCGGGUGGAUGCACAUUGUGGCUACAAUAACCUUGAUUCAUUAUUUGCUAGACGCAUCGUCAGCGAGCUGGAUGCUCUAUUGAAUGAGCAUAAUGAAUUGUUGAAAAUAUUCAAAUCCCACAUGCACAAAUUAGAAAGCGAUAAUCACGCUAUUGUUAUUAAUCCUGAUAAAACACCAGCUGGAGAACACAUUCGUAGAUUCAAUGUACCUGUUGCUGACGACGUUGCUGGAAUCAUGGUUGGCGAUCGUACAGGUGCACGAGAAAUUGUGAUUCAUAGGAGAAAUAAUAAUCUUCAGUUUAUUGCUGAUACACACCGUUCAUAUGACGCUCUCCAAUAUCCGCUAAUCUUCUGGAAGAGACAAGACGGAUAUAGCAUAAAUAUUAAACAACGAGAUCCCGUAUCAGGAGCCGAAACAAACAAGAACGUUAGCUCGAAGGAUUAUUAUGCGUAUAGAUUGAUGAUUAGACGCGGGCUGGAUAACGUCAUUCUACGAUUUCGAGAGCUUUGUCAACAAUUCAUGGUCGACAUGUACGCGAAGAUAGAAGGCGAACGACUACGAUACUUACGAUAUAAUCAACUCAAGCUACGUGUGGAAGAGUACAUUCACUUGCGAGACGCUAUUGUCAACAACGCCGACGCCGCCGAAAUUAGUAACUCUGUCAUUCUACCAUCAUCGUACGUAAGCAGUCCACGUCAUAUGCAAGAGUAUAUACAGGAUGCUCUGACUUUUGUGCGCGAAUAUGGGCGACCGUGUUUAUUUAUCACGUUCACAUGUAAUCCAAAAUGGCCAGAGAUUACAUCUUUGCUGUUGCCUGGCCAAAAUGCAAUACAUCGUCAUGACAUUACAGCUCGUGUGCUUAGACAAAAGCUGAAGUCAUUAAUAAAUUUUAUUACUAAAUCACAUGUAUUCGGUCCCACACGUUGCUGGCUGUAUUCGGUUGAGUGGCAAAAGCGAGGAUUACCUCAUGCCCACAUUUCGGUUUGGUUAAUCGACAAAAUCCGUCCUGAAGAAAUAAAUAAUAUAAUUUCUGCAGAUAAUAUAAUUCCCGAUCCGUCUACUGAUCAAUUGCUAUUUGAUAUUGUUACAGCAAACAUGAUUCAUGGCCCAUGCGGUACUUUUAAUCGUUCAUCACCUUGCAUGUCAAAUGGAAAAUGUACAGAAAAUUUCCCUAAAGAUUUCACUAACGAUACAAUCACAAAUGUCGACGGAUAUCCAAUAUAUCGUCGAAGGAAUCCAGAUAAUGGCUGACAAUCAUUUAUUAAAAACAUCAGCAACACAGACAUUGAUAUUGACAAUUGUUGGGUCGUGACAUAUUCGCCCCUGCUGAGCAAAACAUACAAUGCUCAUAUUAAUGUUGAGUUCUGCAGUUCUGUGAAGAGCAUCAAAUACAUUUGCAAGUAUGUCCAUAAAGGCAGUGACAUGGCGGUGUUUAGAGUGGAAAAUACCAAUGUGAAUGCUCCUCCAGUAAAUAAAAACGAUGAAAUAACGCUCUACCAAAUAGGUCGGUACAUCAGCUCCAAUGAAGCUGUUUGGCGUAUCUUUGGUUUUCCGUCUAGCAAAUAAUAAAUCAAGGUUAUUGUAGCCACAACGUGCAUCCACCCGAUUGGCUAGUGCGCUUCCGGAGUCCUCGCCGCCCAUAAAGUAGAUUUGUAAAAAUUUAUGUGGUUCGUUUGGCAUUGGCAGCAAUGAGCCUAUUUUAUGAUAAACUUGGCCUCUGAUU
This is a messenger RNA of Cotesia glomerata, 1842 nucleotides long. RefSeq lists its product as uncharacterized. The transcript is spliced from 2 exons. The record is from RefSeq and is a predicted model, not a curated record. NCBI's taxonomy places the organism in Eukaryota, Metazoa, Arthropoda, Insecta, Hymenoptera, Braconidae. The coding region runs from base 45 to 1370 and encodes 441 amino acids.